This is a messenger RNA of Brienomyrus brachyistius, 2905 nucleotides long. RefSeq names its product USP6 N-terminal-like protein. The transcript has 14 exons. The coding region runs from base 297 to 2555 and encodes 752 amino acids. The record is from RefSeq and is a predicted model, not a curated record. Lineage: Eukaryota; Metazoa; Chordata; Actinopteri; Osteoglossiformes; Mormyridae.
UACUGGACCGCUGGGAGGGGGAGAGUCUACACCGCACCGCACCCCACCCGAGCGGCGCUUCUGCUGCGCCUGCCCAGAUGGGAGGCCGCGGGGACGCGCUCUGGAACCCCUCUCUCUCCUCUUGACGGCCGGUGCCGCUGUGUCCGCGUCCCACCAGGGCUCGGCGCUGUCAUCGCAGGACGCGGCGGCUCGGUUCGGUGACAGCUCCGCCACAUCUCGCCACGGAAGAAUGAAAACAGGGCGGCUUUUACCCGCCCGGACCGUGCAGGAAAGUCACCCUUACGGACGAUUUUGACAUGAAGAAAGACAUCGAGCAGUUAAUAGCAGAAGAACGGGCUGACAUCCUCACUAAAUAUGAUAAGGGCAGGGAGCAAGGUGUGCACAUUGACCCGUGGGAGGAUGCUGACUACAGCAUCUACAAGUUCACAGAUCGCUUCGGCUUCCUGCAUGAGAACGAACUGCCGACCCCGAGUGCGGAUGAGGCAAAGCAAAAACAACAAGAAAUUGAAAGGGUGGAGAAAUGGCUAAAAAUGGUGAAAAAAUGGGACAAGUACAGGAACAGCGAGAAGAUGAUUCGCAGGGUCUACAAGGGGAUCCCUCUGCAGCUGCGGGGCCAGGCCUGGUCCCUCCUUCUGGACGUCGAGAAGAUGAAGAAUGACAACGUCGGGAAGUAUGAGAAAAUGAAGAGACAAGCCAGGACCCACUCCACAGAGAUCAAACAAAUUGACCUUGAUGUCAACCGAACCUUUCGGAACCACAUUAUGUUCAUGGACCGCUUCGGAGUCAAGCAACAGGCAUUGUUCCAUGUGCUGGCAGCCUACUCCGUCUACAACACGGAGGUGAGCUACUGCCAAGGCAUGAGUCAGAUUGCUGCCAUUCUACUGAUGUACAUGAACGAGGAGGACGCCUUCUGGGCCUUGUCCCAGCUGCUGACCAGCCAGAGGCAUGCCAUGCACGGCUUCUUCAUUCCCGGUUUUCCCAAACUUCAGCGAUUCCAGACCCACCAUGACCAGAUCCUCUCCAAGCUGAUCCCCAAACUGAAGAAACACCUGGACAAAGAGCAGAUGACUGUGGGGAUUUAUACCACCAAAUGGUUUCUGCAGUGUUUUAUUGAGAGGACGCCUUUCACGCUAACCCUGCGUUUGUGGGACAUCUACAUCCUGGAAGGAGAGAAGAUCCUAAUAGCCAUGGCCUACACUAUCCUCAAACUGCACAAGAAGCGCCUGCUGAAGAUGUGUCUGGAGGACCUGAGGGAGUUUCUGCAGGAGGAAAUUGCCGGAUGUUUCUUCAUGAGCGACGACACCGUCGUGGAGCAGCUGCAGGCGUCCUUGUCGGAACUGCGCAAGAUGAAGCUUGAUCUCCCCCCUGCAGCCAAACCUGAGGAGCUGCCCAAGAGGACCCUGGGAAUCGAGCUGCCGCUGCUAUUGACGCCUGUGAAGCUUCCCCAGGCUGCCAAUGGACAGAGUCCAGUCGAGGAGGAGCCGAUGUCACCGCCGGCUACUGAAUCGGACGCUAUUGUGCUUGCCGAAAGUCCUCCCCCUAGUGGCCAGUGGGACUACUCCACCCCUGCCGGUGAGGACUCUUACAGUUUGCCUUCGCCUGACCCCGUGCUGGUGCACCAACAGAGAUCUUACACACCAGACCAGCCUCCACCUGGGAUUCUGACUCCACCCAGCUCAAGGGACAAAGACCGGGACAGGGAAUCAUCUGGUAUGGACUCCUUCGAGAAUAUCCCUGGGUCAGAUGGGAAUGAUCCAGAUGAGGGCAAAAGGCCUGUAGAAAUUCAGGACGUACUAGAGUACAGGGUGCCUCCUCAUUGGCCACCUGAGGUUGGCAUUGGGGAUCUGGGGUCUUCAGAUAUGUCAGAUGCUUCACUGGCCCUUCCUCUCUCUGUGGAGACAUCUGCAGAAGCAGACACUGCUCUCUCUGCCUCCACAAGGAGCAGUUCCCUUAUCUCAGGACAACAUGCUUCUUACCUCGUGUCCCCCUCUGGAGACCCACCCGUCUCCUCAUUGCCCGGAGCCCCACACAGCCCGAGCGGGAACUCAGUACAUAUCGUAGGCGUCCAGGGUCCAGUGGAAACUUGCUCCUCUAACAUCACCCAGUAUGACAACUGUGAGAGUGACAUGGAGAAGGACACGAGUCUGGCUGAGCCGUUGGAGAGCGCAUCUGCCCUACCCCAGAGUUCCUCACUGGAAGGGAGCCUUCAGGAAAAUUUGGGGAUCUGCGGCCUUCCAGAAGGACCCACUGCUGAACAGGCGUCAUCCACAGCAUCUCUAAAGCCAGCCCCCCCUCUCCCACCUAGGCAAAAACCCAACCCUCCGCCCUGCUUAACGGAACAACAGGUUCGGUUCCAGCUUUCCCAGUUGGAGGAGGAUGACGAAGAGAGCGGAGGACGGCUGAUUGAGGAGGACGACGCGGUAAGACCACAACGUUCUCCUACAGCCACCAACCCUCCAGAAGAAACAAAGGGAGUUCCAUCGGUCCAUUCAGACUCCGACUUUCACCAAAUACCCAUCCCUGACCAUCGGCUUCCCAAAUCAGUGACGUUUUAGCCCACGACCCCAGGACUGGCAUAUUGGGACCUGCCUGGCCACAGCUUCUGCGUCCUACUGCCAACUUACCAAGCAAAGGAAGAGAAUACUUAAUUUUUUUAUAACGUCAGAGUUGCUACAUAGCAAAACUAUUGUUCUGAUUUGUACCAGUUUUUGGUUGAUAUGUACAGAUUCCUAUGCUGUACAGUGUAAAUGACUUUUCUAAUUAUAUUUUAAUAGAUUUUUAAAAUGUUGACCAGUAGCGACUAGACUUAGAACAUUUUGCUUUGAUGCUUCUCAGCGAGGAAAAAGAGGAGAAAAUGUGCUCAACUUUGGAUAGUUUUGUUAAUAAACAAAAGUAAUUAAUGGUU